UUUUCCCGAAACCCAACGUGCAUCAUGAGCACCUUCCCUUUCAAAAGAGAGGAAGAGAAAUAAGAGAGAAGAAGGCUCAGUUAACCCUGCAUAUAGGGUAGAGAGAGAGAAUGUGAUUAUGUUUGCUUGUGAGUGAGUGUGUGAGUUUGUGUGCAGUAGUUUCAGUUUCAGAUGCGUGUUAGAGACCAAAACCCAUACCAUACCCCCAAUUUCUCAAAUCACGUAUCUCUGUGACAAACUGCGCCACUUUCUCUGCAUAAGAUCAUGAUAAUUAUUAUAUCCUUUCCUUUCACAGUCACCAUCACUUCCACUAUUCUUCUCUGCAACUUCCGUCACCUCUUCUGUUCAUCUCUCUUUCUCUCUUCUCCUUCAUCUUCAUCUGGGUCACGCUGCAACUGAAAAAGAACUUCUCUUUUCAUCUUUCUUCUUGUUUUCUAUGGCUGAGGGUUUUGAGCAUUACCAUGUCCCACAACAAAGUAGAAGGGACAAGCUGAGAGUUUUUGCUCAGAACCAACCUGGGUUUGUUGAAUCUUCCUCUACCCUUCAUCCUGCUUGUGCAACCUUACCCUCUCUCUACGAUCCUUCACUUAUUUCAUCUGAUUUGUUAGCUUGUGCUAACCAACAAGGUCACGGGUUUCACAGUAACCAGAACGAAGCUUGCAAAGGAAACCAAGGUGGUGGUGCUAAAGAAGAAGGUUCCAAUUUGAUGAUGGGGUUUGCAGGAGGGGUUGUGAACAGUAGUAGUAACCCUUUUCUUUACCAGGCUCAAGGCCUUCAGAACCUUAGGGAAUUUGAUAGUAGCUACAAUGAUGGUGGUGAAAUGUUGGUGUUCAAGCCUGAGCCUUUGUCUUUGUCUUUAUCAUCCCACAAUAGCAACAACACUCAUCACCCUUUGGAACUGAAUCUUCAGCGAUAUGGGUCUGUUAUUUAUGGUGAUAAGGUUGGUGGUGGUUGUGUGAUUCCGGGUUUGGUUGGAGGAAACAGUGAAGUUUCAAGGAAUUCAGUUCCACUUGGACCCUUUACGGGUUAUGCUUCCAUAUUGAAGGAAUCGAGGUUCUUGAAGCCUGCACAGCAGUUAUUGGGAGAGCUAUGUGAUGUUGGGGUUCGUGGAAUUUACGCUACUGAGAAGAUUGCUCCUGAUGCAUCGUUGAUGGAACCUCCUCAUGAGAGUUUAAGUGCUAGUGGAAUUGGUGGGGAUGAUCCACUUGGGGAAUAUGGGAAUGAUGGUAGGAAGAAAAAGUGCAGGCUAUUAACCAUGCUUGACGAGGUUUACAGGAGAUACAGGCAGUAUUAUCAACAGAUGCAUGCAGUAGUAACUUCAUUUGAGUAUGUUGCUGGCCUUGGUAAUGCAGCCCCAUAUGCAAGUUUGGCGAUAAAUGCCAUGUCCAAACAUUUUAGAUGCUUGAAGAAUGCUAUUACUGACCAGCUUCAGUUCAUCAACAAGGCUCAUUUUCAGAUAAGCAACAGGAAGGACGAAUCUCCAAGGUUCCAAAACAGUGAUAGGGGCACUUACAGCCAAAGGCCAGCUUUUCUUGAGCACCAACAACCAGUUUGGCGACCUCAAAGAGGACUCCCUGAGCGUGCUGUGAGUGUUCUUAGGGCUUGGUUGUUUGAACACUUUCUCCACCCUUAUCCUACUGAUACCGACAAGCUAAUGUUGGCUAAACAAACUGGUCUAUCUCGUAACCAGGUGUCUAAUUGGUUUAUUAAUGCAAGAGUAAGGCUUUGGAAACCAAUGGUGGAAGAAAUACAUAUGCUAGAAUCACAGCAAGCUCAAAAAAAGUCACAAAGGGAGGAGCAUAGUAGGAACAAUUUGAGUGAUCAAAUGCCUUCAGACAACUCUCUCGUCACUGAGAAUCCAUCUACCUCCACAGGUAAGUUUCAGGAUGUGCCUUAUAACCGCACUAGAAAUGAACUUGCUAACAUGCAAGUGAGGAGUCAGGAACAACUGAAUCAGAAUAACACAAGCAAUCAUCAGCAAGUGGGUGUUGGAGUGAGCAUGGGGAGUGGUGGCGGUGCAAGCAACAAUGGUGUGUCCUUGACACUUGGUCUUCACCAAAAUCAUGGUAUUGGGUUAUCUGAGCCCUUUAGCAUGAGUGCAGCUCAGCGUUUUGGUGUUGCCCUUCAACCUGAGGGCUAUGUUAUAAGUGGUUUUGAAUCACAAAAUCGACAUUUUGGGAGAGAUGUUAUUGGUGGAGGGCAACUGUUGCAUGAUUUUGUAGGCUGAAGAUAUCUUCAAUCUACUAACUUUGCUUGGACUUGAUCCAAUUUGGUGCUAUUAUACUAACCAUAUUUCUGUUGCUUUCACAAACAUCUGAAAUUAGGAAAAGGAGAGUGAUUGAAAUAUUGGCCUUGUAUUGUUCUACUACUCAAGUUGUUACCUUCCACUUUGUGAUUGUGUGGUCUUCUUAUUGAGUCCACUACAAGACUGAAGUUAUUGUAAAUUCAUUUUAGGGGAUCGAAAAUAUUAUGUCAUAGGUCUAUCCAAUUCACCCUUGUGUUGUUGAUCUUGUAGGCAGCAAUUAGGUUAAAUAUUUUUUUUCCCUUUUUUUCAUAUUAAUGUUAACCGAACCUGGUAAACGGAUUUCAAUGUCAUAGUAUGUUUAAUAUUG
Abrus precatorius (Indian licorice) is the source of this 2612-nucleotide messenger RNA. RefSeq names its product BEL1-like homeodomain protein 9. Gene Ontology annotation, biological process: regulation of transcription by RNA polymerase II. The transcript has 4 exons. The coding region runs from base 437 to 2227 and encodes 596 amino acids. The record is from RefSeq and is a predicted model, not a curated record. Gene Ontology annotation, molecular function: RNA polymerase II cis-regulatory region sequence-specific DNA binding; DNA-binding transcription factor activity, RNA polymerase II-specific. Lineage: Eukaryota; Viridiplantae; Streptophyta; Magnoliopsida; Fabales; Fabaceae.